UGACGAGGAACUUGUCUGAGGACAACAUUCACUCCGCGGGUUCCUAACUUACAUUCACGCCAUGUGGCUACUCGUAUUAGCAGGUCUGUUGGCGGUUUCCGCUGGGAAGGAAAGCAGCGGUUCGUCAUCAUCAUCCGUCGCUGCGACAGCAGAGAAGAGUUCGUCGAGUCCGGACGAUCUCGUGCUCCUCGAGAUCGACUUGAAGGACCCGGCAAAACGGUCCCCGGUAACAGCAACUGCCGUCUACGGUGCCUCUCCAAGUCAAUACGUGAUUAGACAUGGUGACGAAAGUCAAGAGUUGACACCGGAGUACCUGGGACUGCUUCAGCAGUACACUCAUACCCAGCAGGCCCCACAGCCUCAGGCCCGUAGACCACUCCCAGGCUACGCCAAGCAACAACAGCAACUUCAGCAGGCCUACCAGAACUCUCGAGUGCCGGCAGUCGCUCCGCCGAGACCCAGAUCCCAGCUUCACCCUCAGGCACUGGCCCAAGCCGAGGCGGCGGCCCAGAUCCAGGCCCAAAUCGAUGCUCAGUCCCGCGCUGAGGCCCUGCAAGCAGCACGACUCGGUGCCGGCUCUUCGGCUGCUCCGACCUACGUGGACCCCAAACUCGGAUCCUUCGAGCAGGAGCUACUUCAGCUAGUUUCCGCCAAUCAGGCCCAGGAGUUCAAACUAGCUCGCGGGCCUGCUGAGGCUGGACCCAGAUACGUUGAGCAGAGCUACGCCGAUCAGCUUCCGGAACAGUACCAUGUCGAGACCAGUGCAGGAAGGUAUCACCAGCCGUCAGCCCAGACCGCAUAUCAGGCCCAAGCCCAGGAAGACGUGAGCCAGAUUCAGUACCAGACCCCACGCUACCAACCCAAACAGGCCAAGGCUUUCAGGCCCUCUCCACGGUACCAGGACCCCCAAGAGCAGGUGAACCUCAAGGCGCUCCAACAGCAGGCUGAGGCCCAAGCGAUAGCUCAGGCCCAGGCUGAGGCUCAGGCCCAGGCACUUGCCUUCCAGCGAAUAUCGCAUGCUUCACACAACAAGCAUCAGCAGGCAGCAUUGGAACAGAUCCGUUUGAACAACGAGCAGCACAGACAGGCCGUUAUUGCCGAAGAGGCCCGAGUGAGGAGCGAACAACAGCGGCAGACGAACGCUCUUGAGCAGAUCCAGAAUGGCGCUCACGUCAGCGAAGCCGGCCAGGCCCACCUCACCGCUCAGGCUGAGGAGCAGGCCCACCCCAGACCCGUAGAUCACGAGGCCCAGCUCAAGGCCCAGCUCAAGGCUCAGGCCCAUGCCGAAGCCGCGGCGGCCCGACGGGCCCAAGAAGCUGCCGAGUUCAAGGCCCACGCUGAUGCCAUUCGCAACCUUCAGGCCCAGCAACAGGCCCACGUCAAGGCCCAGGAGGACGCACACCGCAACGCACUUGCUCUGGAGCGCAACCAGCUCCGCGCUCAGGCCCACGCUCAGGCCCUGGCUCAGGCCCAGGCUGAGGCCCUCUACAAGCACCAGCAACAGGUCCGAGCCAAGGCCCACGGCGAAGCUCAGGCUGCCGCGCGCGCCCAGACCGAAGCCCGCAAGACGGACCCAAACGCCCCUGUGGUUCAGUACCUCCUCCCCACCUCCGUCCCCCUCCCCCCACCCAAUAGCUACUUCACCAACGAGCAGAUCCAGAAGUACGCGACCUCGGCCUCCUCCUACGUUCCCCGCUCAACGCAGACGCCCAAGGCCCAAGACGAGCAGAGCUACGCUCAGCAGCAGGUCAACCAGCCCCGUCAGGCCCACAAGUACAAGGCCCAGCCUCAGUCCUCGAUCUACGUCUCCCAGUCUGGCAUCCCCAAGAAGGCCCCUGUCAAAUCGCUUACCAUCGAGGAGAUCAUUGAACAGGAUCAGCAGAACAGUCCCCAAGUCGUUCGGCUCCCGAGCUUGAGUGGGCCUCAGUCCCUCACUCAGGAGGAUGUUGCAGCCCUCAUCAGCGCCGGCUACUCCGUCACUCCAGUUCCCCCCGCGAAACCCGCGCAGAGAACCGCGUAUCCUGACCCUGAAAACUCGUCCGUAGGUUACUACAAAAAACAGCGCAGUCCCGAGUACGGAUACGAUGAGGCCCAGGUAUCGACCGCACAGAGAAGGCCCGCCAGAAGGCAGAGGCUGCAUCAGGUAGCCCAAGAAACUGACUCUAGCGCCAGCGAAAAGGUUCUUUACGUUGUCAGGAGCGAUGAAUCAAGUGACGCCAAGGAGUGAACAAGUCGCCGGAAUUUAUGUAGAAAAUACGAUCUCGAUGGACGGAAUUAUCGCACCGCGGUUGCUUGAUUUGGGUGCUUGCUUUUUCUCUUUUUUGAAUUUUUCUUAAAAGUUUUUCAUCGCGAUGGUUGAGUCUCGGGAGGUUCGGAUAAACGUUGCGUCCAAAUCUUAGUCGAUCGAUAUAAUCAUCGAUUUGAAAUCAUAAUCUUCAGGAAUUUUAUUAAAUAAGAAUUUUUUUUAACAAAAUUUGGAUUAGAAAAAAUUACAAUUCUUGAGAGAAAAAAAUUGGAAACUUAUCACCCGACUGCGAACCACGCUUUUUGACCUUAGGCGACGAGUUGUGACUGAAAACAACAUUUGUUUUCCUUAGUUUGAAGUAAAAAGAAAAAAGAGGGAAAAAAAAAAUUCAUUCGAAUCGCCCAAAU
This is a messenger RNA of Diprion similis, 2652 nucleotides long. RefSeq names its product polyglutamine-repeat protein pqn-41-like. Bases 62 to 2227 code for a protein of 721 amino acids. NCBI's taxonomy places the organism in Eukaryota, Metazoa, Arthropoda, Insecta, Hymenoptera, Diprionidae. The record is from RefSeq and is a predicted model, not a curated record. The transcript has 4 exons.